AUGAAUGGCUUGUGUGCACAUAUUUUACAUAAGAAAGGAAACUGCCUUACAAUAUAUAUUUCUAACCAAUGCACGUGUUUGUCUGAAAGUAUUUGCCAUGUUGGGAAGUGGCUUCAGCAAGGGGCUAAAGAACCAAACUCCCACAUGCCUUGGUGUCAGUACCCUCUCUCCUUCCACAGAAAAAGAGGAGAAAAAAGGCAAGAGCAAUACACAUACAGAUUUGGGUCAGGUCAAAUAAUAGAAUCCCUGUACCAAAGGAUCAGAAAUAGUGAAUUAAGUUUCAGUGUGUUUGUUUUAAUUCUUCCUUUGGAGCUGGGUUUAAAACAGACAAAGACAAAUAAUUAUCGAUUUGGUAGUUUAUCAUUUUAG
Messenger RNA from Rangifer tarandus platyrhynchus (Svalbard reindeer), 369 nucleotides. Lineage: Eukaryota; Metazoa; Chordata; Mammalia; Artiodactyla; Cervidae. The record is from the annotation of a GenBank genome assembly.